Messenger RNA from Puccinia triticina, 3120 nucleotides. RefSeq lists its product as uncharacterized. The transcript has 23 exons. NCBI's taxonomy places the organism in Eukaryota, Fungi, Basidiomycota, Pucciniomycetes, Pucciniales, Pucciniaceae. Bases 1 to 3120 code for a protein of 1039 amino acids. The record is from RefSeq and is a predicted model, not a curated record.
AUGCGCUCACCAGCCUCUGGGCGAGCCAGUGUUUCUCACCUCGCCCAGUUCAUCAUCGUAGCAUGUCUUUGUACCUCGUUGCUCAAUGCUAGCCCACUGCCAGUGGGAACACCCCUAUCAACACCAUCCAGCCAUGGCUCCCAGCCUCAAUCCUUGUCCCAGUUCUCCAAAAGGAUGGAACUCGCCGCUGCCCACGGAACCGAAGCGGCCAGCAUAGUAACCCACAAUUCGGCCGAGACCGCCAAUACGGCCAAGAGUCAUUCCAAUACUCCAAACUUGAAAGUUCUCCAUGCGUCCAGUAGCGGCGUUGACUCUGCCGAGGAUAGCCAAGCAGUCGACAGCACGACCGCUGGUCUAUCCAAGAUCGGCACUGCACCCGAACAGUCGCAGCCCCCAACAAAAGAGGCACUGGCAUCGGACACCAAAGACGUGGAUGUAGGCCCAGAAGCGGCUGCAGCAGAUAACGGUCUGACCACCACAGCUGAGCCACACAAACCAGCUGAAGCCGAUAAGAUUGCAAACGAGAAACCCGCUGGGCAAGUCGUCGAGGCCCCAGUUACUGCACCAGAAUCGAGUCUUCUCACCACCCCGGACCAGAAUGCCGCCAAGCCUGCCGAAGGCGAGAAGAUUGCCAGCGAGAAACCCGCUGGGGAAGUCGUCGAGGCCCCGACUACUGUCAACUCCGAACCUGAAUCGAGUCCUCCUACCACCUCAGACCAGAAUGCUGUCAAGCCUGCCACAGACGACACAUCAUCCCGCACCCCGACAACUACCGCCGAUCCCAAAGGAGCAGCCACCCCCGCCUCCGCCGAUGCUACUACUUCAGCAGCCCUCCAAGCUUCUAGUAGCGGCAAUGAUGGCAAAACAGUUGACGGGACCGCGGGUGUCUCCAAUGUGGAUGCGACCCUUCAUCCGGACUUGAUCCGUACAGAAAAGAGCGGCUCUCAAGACGGUCCGGGUGAAGACCCGACGGGCCUUGCCUAUUAUCCUGUCGACUUUUUUAGACUAGGGAGGAUUGCAAACACCAAUCCAGCCGGAAGAUCAGGAGUCGCUAGGCCAUUGAAGUACUCCGCUUCCACAGGUACCGCAUCAGAGAAGAGCGGCUCUCAAGACGGUUUGGACCUGUUCGAAGACCUGAUGAGCCUUGACCACGAUCCUGCCCAACUUCCCAGAGAAGUUAUGGAGUACCUAGAGUUAGUCUUACCCGGGUUCAAAUCGGCCGCAAGAUCAAAACUCGCUGGACAACCGAAGAACUCCGCAUCCGCUCCUUCAGGGUCUGAUCAGCUACGUGCCGACGCGGCAGCUACUACCUUCGACAAUGCCCAUGAUUUGGCUCCUAAUGUGGCCCCGGAAGCCUCCCAUGUCAAAACUGGUACCGCAUCAGAGAAGAGCGGCUCUCAAGACGGUUUGGUCGACGACCCGAUCAGCCUGGACCAUGAUUCUGUCAAAAUUCUUAGAGGAGUUAAGAAUUACCUAGAUGCAGUCUUAGAGUUAGUCUCACCCCGGUCCAAGUGGGCCGGAAGAUCAAACCUCGCUAGACAACCGGAGGACUCCGCCUCCGCUGGUCCCGACGCGGCGGCUACUACCUUUGACAAUGUCCAUGGUUUGGCUCCUGAUGUGGUCCCGGAAGCCUCCCAUGUCGAAACGAGUACCGCAUCAGAGAAGAGCGGCUCUCAAGACGGUUUGGUCGACGACACGAUGAGUCUGGACCAUGAUUCUGCCCAAUUUCGCAGAGACGUUAAGAAUUACGUAGAUCUCGUCUUAAAGUCAGUCUCACCCCGGUCCAAGUGGGCCGGAAGAUCAAACCUCGCUAGACAACCGGAGGACUCCGCCUCCGCUGGUCCCGACGCGGCGGCUACUACCUUUGACAAUGUCCAUGGUUUGGCUCCUGAUGUGGCCCCGGAAGCCUCCCAUGUCGAAACUAGUAUCGCAUCAGAGAAGAGCGGCUCUCAAGACGGUUUGGUCGACGACCCGAUGAGCCUGGACCAUGAUUCUGUCAAAUUUCUUAGAGGAGUUAAGAAUUACGUAGAUUUAGUCUUAGAGUCAGUCUCACCCCAGUCCAAGUGGGCCGGAAGACCGAAACUCGCUGGACAACCGGAGGACUCAGCCUCCGCUGGUUCAGUGUCUGAUCAGCCACGUUCCAACGCGGCGGCUACUACCUUUGACAAUGUCCAUGAUUUGGCUCCUGAUGUGGCCCCGGAAGCCUCCCAUGUCGAAACUGAUUCCUUAAAGUUGGAACAAGAUGCUUCCUCUGAAACAAAGAAGAGAAAAAUUAAACUCAAUCCCAUCCCAGAAACAAGAGAGUUCAAACCGGACUCGGCUAUUGAAAGGGACUGGGACACCUUCCAGUCAGAAGGCGAAAACAAACAGGCCGUCUUAAAGGCAUCAGGAGCUCCUCCUCCUCGAGGGAUCCUAAAAAAGAAUGGCCUCUCCCAUGUUGUAGCCACCCCAACCAAAGCGGCAGAACCUAUGACCACCACACCGGCUACUCAAGCGGCCUCGGAUGCUUCCCGCGUCAACGCCGACCCGGUUACUGAAGUAAACCCAGCAAACACAUUAGAAUCAUCAGGAUCUCCUCCUCCUCCAGGGAUCCACAACCAAGAUGGCACCUCCCAUGUUGUAGCCCUCCCAAGCGAAGCGGCAGAGCCUAUCACAGCCACGCCAGCUACUCAAGCGGCCUCGGAUGCUUCCCGCGUCAACCCUGACCCAGUUACUGAAGUAAACUCAGCAAACACCUUAGAUUCGGCAGGAUCUCCUCCUCAUCCAGGGAUCCAGAACCAACCUCCAAAGGAAGCCGACAAGAAUCUUGAUCCCAUAGUCACCGUAAAAUCUGUCAACCCCGACCCGGCUACAGGCAAAUUUCCCGCUUCCACCACCCCAAAGGAAGCGCCAAAACCUAUCACUACCACACCGGCUGCUCAAGAGGCCUCGGACGCUUCCCGUUUCAAACCUGAUUCGGCAGGAACUCCUUCAAUGUUCAAGAAGAUCAAUCUCAAAAAGUACCUCACUAAAGCCUGGUGGACGAAAUUCUGGAGGAAAAUCACGGGUUUCCGCAGAUCACGUUCAGCUACCAAAGUCCGCCCAGAAGUUGGCCCAGAAGCAGUCAAACCUGCAGCAUGA